CUGAAAAGACGGAGCCGUUCAUGGAAGAUUUAGGCGGAUGUUAAUAAUUUGAUAAAAAGGGGUCUGUACCCUUUAGAUACAGAAAUAGAAUUUCUGCCAUAUUACUUCUUCAUUUAUAUGAUUUUACGUUUUAUAGUACUGAUAACGACUUCGAAAUUUAUUUGAUUAAAUAUUUACUGAUAUUCGAGAGACUUAAAGGUUGGCGUUGGAAUCUCUUAGCCUUGAAGAACUAGUCUUUAUCUUCGCUUCUAUUUUUAGAUAAAUCUGAACUAGUCACAAUUCGCGAUCAACUUUUUUCCCGCUCCUCUUCGCGUUGCCAUAUUGCCGCUGCCUAUCUGUUCGCCGAUAUCUGGGACACGAUAUCCAGGAUGACGUCCCUCUUCGCGGUGGAUUCCCCCGGACUGCCACAGACCUCAGGAUCACACGGAGGUGACACGAGUUGUAACCGUCGCCGUGGUAGUGGGGGAUAUCUCCGGCGACAAAACCACCUGAGCUGGGCGGAGCCAUCUUCACUCGGUGUUGAGUUCCUGAAGCAACAGGUGUCUCCAGUCAGCUGUUCUUAUCUCCAUGGGACCAAUGUGCUAUCACCAAUGGGACCUGCAGAUGCGCUAGUGGAGAAGCUGAGUUGGUUCUUGUAAACCACGUUAGCAAUCCUUUGCUGGGGAAUGCCCAGUUGCAGGACUCGUUGCAUCCUGAUCUUCUAUUCUUCAGCUUCGUGGCUUCCAAUUAACAGAUUUUAUAACUGACGAUGUCUCUGAAGGUGUCUUGCUAUGCUGAAAGAUAUAAAAUCUUUAGUAAAGGUAAAAAUCAUUAGUCAGAGAAUAAACCUCUGUUUCUCUUUUUUAUUUUUAUCUUAAUAUGCUGAAAGAAAUUUUCUUUCAUGUUUUCCUAUCAUGCAUUUUUUAACUAGAUGAAUAUUUUUGCUUUGGAAAUACCAAAGUUAUACCUGAAGAAAUAUAAUUAUUCUUAAAAGUCUGUUAGUUUUUUGGUUAUAAAAUAAAAAAAAGUGUAAUCGUUACGAAUAUUUUAAUUCAGAUGUUUUAUUUUUAUCUUCAUGUCUAAAUCCACACUUGUCAUUAAUUUGACCAUAAGAAGACGAGCUGUUGUGAAUUUGGAAAAUUUCAUGUUAAGUGUGAGGAAUAGUACCCAGCAGGACCUCUUCCAAUUUUUUCUUCCUUAAUUCAGAAAAGGAGAUCCCUCAUCCAGCUCUUUCUCGGUCGCCUCCUGCUGAGCAUGACAAUUGUGGCCAUGUCGUUUAUAAGUUUAUUGUUGUGUCUUAGUACUUUCAUAUGAAAUCGGGAGUAAAGAAUAUGUAUGUGUUGAUUGACAGCUGGUUUGACUUAACUUAAUUGCAUACUAUUUAUUUUUUUUCUGUUUUAUUGAUGAUCCACAUAAUAUUAUAUAUAUUCAAACUACAUUUCCUUAAUUAGUAAAUAGCUGUAUUAUCUUAAUAUCAUAGACUUUUAGUGGUAUGUUUCUCAUCUUCAGAACAAUUUUUUUGCAUUUCCAUAUUUUAUUAUAUUUAAAUUAUUACUACCAUACAAUUUUUUUUUAUAUCUAAAUACAUUAUAUUAAGUUAAUUUAAUUUAUGCUUAAGUUUAUAUUUAUACUCCUUUUGUCAUUUUAAUAAAUUAAAUUGUGAUAUUAUAAUAAAAUUCUAGGAGUCCAUCUAUUAGUUCUGCCCUAUGUCAAGGUCCAGAGGUAACUAAACAUUAUUCAUCCAAUUAAUUUUAGUUUAGAAGGAAAUAAUUAUGAAGACACCAAGUUACAGCGAAUGGGCACGCGCUAUCAAGAGAGCUAUCCGUCGACAGUAUAAGUAGCCACACUGUCAUGGAGUUGCUCUCUUUAUUGGCGUGCUCAACCUCUGCAGCGAUUCUACAGCAACGGACUAGAAGGCAAUGCAAUGAAGACUUUUUAUAUAAUUAUUAGAGUAUGGUUUAUCCAUAUUUUGUAUUAUAAAUAAAUAUUUCAAUAAUUUCUUUAUGUAAUUAUGUUUUUAAAAAUUAUGAAUUAAAGUGAAUUUUAAUUAUCUGU
Molecule: messenger RNA, 2034 nt
Organism: Nezara viridula (southern green stink bug)
Lineage: Eukaryota; Metazoa; Arthropoda; Insecta; Hemiptera; Pentatomidae
Source: the annotation of a GenBank genome assembly